Messenger RNA from Zychaea mexicana, 1558 nucleotides. RefSeq names its product YL1 nuclear protein-domain-containing protein. Gene Ontology annotation, molecular function: ATP-dependent H2AZ histone chaperone activity. The coding region runs from base 103 to 1395 and encodes 430 amino acids. Gene Ontology annotation, cellular component: nucleus. The transcript is spliced from 4 exons. Gene Ontology annotation, biological process: chromatin remodeling; regulation of DNA-templated transcription. Lineage: Eukaryota; Fungi; Mucoromycota; Mucoromycetes; Mucorales; Lichtheimiaceae. The record is from RefSeq and is a predicted model, not a curated record.
CUUGGAAGCAGUCGCUCGGUAGUCGGACACUAUCUUAUUUCCACACGUUUUCAGUCCCAGUAUCCGCUUUCUCACCUUUCUCUCUGUUACCUUUCUUACCAAAUGUCUUUUGCACAGAAGCGAGAGCGACGUGCCAAUGCGGGUAGCCGCAUGCGUGCGCUACUCGAUCAAGAGGAGGAAAUGGAAGAACUUUUUGAGGAAUCUGUGAGCGACGACGAAGAAUUUAUCACUAAACCCGAAGACGAAGUACAGGAUACCGUUGAUUCUGAUUUUGACACUGAAUCGUCCGAUGAAGAACGUGAGCAGGAAGAGCUAGGACGACAAGUCGACAAACAAAUCGCAAUAGAAGAACGUCAGGCACGACGAGCACCACCUCCACCUGCAGCCAUUCAAUCACGCGCUCCAAAACGACGACAACCAAAAACCAAACCGGCAGCAACAGAACAACAACAACAGCAACAACAACGUCGACGGCGAAGCGAAGUCGAUGCCGUACGCCAAUCAUCCCGAGCCAAUACAGUUCGCAACCGACUUCAGGUCGAAGAGCAGAUACGUGAAUACAAAAGCCGACGUGCACAACUUCCGAAACGCGACAGACCGGCCGUCAAACAAUUAACACAAGAAGAGCUCCUUGCAGAAGCAGUCAUCACCGAACGCGAAAACCGAGAAUCGUUAGAGCUAUGGCAGCAAAAGGAAACUGAAAGGAGAGCCAAAAUGAAGAAGAAGGAUAAAAAGCGGAUCGUGGGUCCGUUUGUACGAUACGCGUCAUUCACGGAAGAUCCAGACAAACGCCCUAAACGUCGUAAGAUCAUCAUGAUUUCGGUCUCGGACGAAAACGGCGAGAACAAUGUGCAUACAGAAAUCACAGAUCCAUUAACAUUGGCGUGGCAGGAGAAACGGGAUAUGGAACAGAGCGAGGCAGUGGGACGCAACCUAAUUUCGUUCAUGCAGACUGGAGACGAGGAACAACAGAGUAGUAGAAGGCUAGUGAAUCUGACAGGAUUAUCGGAUCGUGACAUGGAUCGAACAGAUCUGGUACCAGAGCUGGCAGCUUGGGCAGAACGGCCCACACGACCUGCAAAACCAACAAUGUGUCCAAUAACCGGUUUACCAGCACGCUAUCUCGAUCCAAAAACAAUGGUGCCCUAUGCCAAUCUCGAAGCAUACAAAACUAUCCAGAAGACUCUGCAUAACAAAGCGGUGUGGUCGUCGGAUUACAAGGUGUAUGUUGGCGAGCCUUCGGCAGGUGCCAAUGGUGUACCUGAGGGAUGGCAACGGGCAAUCAGCGGGAAACGAGAAGGCCAGGUGGACUGGCAAAGAUCGAACGGCGACGUUGAAUGUCCUGACUGGUUUAAUGAAAUGCACAACACCUUGUCAUUCCCCAAUCCAAACUGAUCUUUAUAUUCAUGCGCACAUGCCUCCCUACAUUAUAUACCAUUUUGCAUCUAUCCCUCUCAUAAAAGAACCUCUCCACUCUGUAAAUAGUAACAAAUCCAACCUUCUUGAUCCAUCUUUCUUGCAUAUAAAAUUUCUAGUGGUAUAGCAUUGUAGCAUAAUA